Molecule: messenger RNA, 490 nt
Organism: Echinops telfairi (small Madagascar hedgehog)
Lineage: Eukaryota; Metazoa; Chordata; Mammalia; Afrosoricida; Tenrecidae
Product: cytochrome b-c1 complex subunit 7
Exons: 1
Coding region: 21-356 (111 amino acids)
Biological process (GO): mitochondrial electron transport, ubiquinol to cytochrome c
Source: RefSeq, a predicted model, not a curated record
CGCUUCGCUCUUGGGUCAAAAUGGCCGGCAGGUCCACCGUUGCAGCCUCAGGCCGGUGGCUGGAUGGCAUUCGAAAAUGGUACUACAACGCUGCGGGGUUCAAUAAACUCGGGUUAAUGCGAGAUGACACAAUAUACGAGAACGAAGAUGUGAUAGAAGCCAUAAAAAGGCUUCCUGAAAACCUGUAUCAUGACCGGAUGUUUCGCAUUAAGAGAGCCUUGGACCUGAGCAUGAGGCAACAGAUCUUGCCUAAAGAGCAGUGGACAAAAUAUGAGGAGGAUAAAUUCUACUUAGAACCGUAUCUGAAAGAGGUGAUUCGGGAAAGAAAAGAGAGAGAAGAAUGGGCCAAGAAGUGAUCAUGUCAUUGAAAUCUGUGGAGGUAGCUGCCUGCAGAGUAUUUUUAUGAAGUUGGUUCAACCUGAAAUGUUUAAUUUAAAAUCUAUCCUAGGCUGCAGAUGUAUUACUUUAAAUAAAUAUGUAUUGUAAUCUU